This is a messenger RNA of Aspergillus sclerotioniger CBS 115572, 1008 nucleotides long. Its product is annotated as putative short-chain dehydrogenase/reductase family protein. The coding region runs from base 1 to 1008 and encodes 335 amino acids. Lineage: Eukaryota; Fungi; Ascomycota; Eurotiomycetes; Eurotiales; Aspergillaceae. The transcript is spliced from 2 exons. The record is from RefSeq and is a predicted model, not a curated record.
AUGGCUUCUAUCGUCGAUUUCUUUUCGAAUGUUCUCUUCCGCCCUGUGGAGUCCUAUUGCAGCUUUGGUCCGACGGUGAACGAACUCACCCUAGGUUUGCUGGGCUAUUCCUUCAAGCCGGAGGUUGAUAUCAAUGAUCUGUCAGGGAAGGUGGUCUUCGUCACCGGAGGGAACGCCGGACUAGGAAAGGAAACGAUCCUCCAACUUGCCCGACACCAUCCAUCCCGUAUAUAUCUCGGUGCGCGGAGUGCAGCCAAAGCCGAAGAUGCCAUCGCUUCGAUCCGUGAACGAGUUCCAUCCGCUGAUAUACGACACAUAUACCUGGACCUAACAUCGUUCAAGUCCAUUCGUGCCGCCGCAAAGCAGUUCACAUCGGAAUGCGAUCGCUUGGAUAUCUUGAUUCUCAACGCAGGUAUCAUGAACACCCCGCCUGCGCUAACGGAGGACGGUUUCGAGAUCCAAUUCGGAACAAACCAUAUCGGGCAUUUCCUACUUACUGAGCUGCUAUUUCCUACGCUGCAGCAAACCGUUGCUCUGUCGUCGGAUGUCCGAGUAGUGACGUUAGCCUCUGCCGCGAACGUUAGCGCGCCACCCUUCGAGAUCAUGACUUCUACGUCGGCGCUUUUAGCCAGUCACACACUGACCCGGUACGGUGCAUCUAAGGCGGCGAAUAUCCUCUUUGCGUCGGAGCUGGCUCGUCGCCAUCCGGAGAUUCUUUCCGUCGCAGUCCACCCCGGCUCCGUCGUGAGUGAGCUCUGGGAUCAUACGAGCAAGAUAAGUGUCAUGGCCAAGUAUAGCAUAGCCACCAUCUUGGCUUUCAGCCGGAGUAUACGUACCGGAGCCUUCAACCAGCUCUGGGCCGCCGGAGCAAAGAGAGAGCUGUUAGCCAAUGGGGCUUAUUAUGUCCCCAUUGGAGUGCACGCUGCGGGCAACCGGUAUGCGAUUGAUACUGAUAUGGCCCGAAGGCUGUGGGAGUGGACUGAGAAGCAGAUUGCUGAGAGGUCUUGA